Peromyscus leucopus (white-footed mouse) is the source of this 716-nucleotide messenger RNA. Its product is annotated as ryanodine receptor 3-like. The transcript is spliced from 7 exons. Bases 114 to 716 code for a protein of 200 amino acids. Gene Ontology annotation, molecular function: ryanodine-sensitive calcium-release channel activity. Gene Ontology annotation, biological process: calcium ion transport. The record is from RefSeq and is a predicted model, not a curated record. Gene Ontology annotation, cellular component: Z disc; sarcoplasmic reticulum membrane; calcium channel complex. Lineage: Eukaryota; Metazoa; Chordata; Mammalia; Rodentia; Cricetidae.
UCUUGAGUCUCUGUGGCUUUCUGAAUUGCAACCUUUUCUGCUUUAGCCUGUUCUGCAAGCUGGCUGCUCUCGUGAGACACAGGAUCUCCCUCUUCGGGAGUGAUUCAACUACAAUGGUGAGCUGCCUUCACAUCUUAGCUCAGACACUUGACACAAGGACCGUCAUGAAGUCAGGCUCAGAGCUGGUGAAAGCUGGGUUGCGCUCAUUCUUUGAAAAUGCAGCAGAAGACUUAGAGAAGACUUCAGAAAACCUGAAGCUGGGGAAGUUUACCCAUUCCAGAACGCAGAUCAAAGGUGUUUCUCAGAAUAUUAACUACACCACAGUGGCUCUGCUUCCCAUCCUGACAUCCAUCUUUGAGCACAUCGCUCAGCAUCAGUUUGGGGUGGAUCUACUCUUGAGUGAUGUGCAGAUUUCAUGCUACCACAUUCUGUGCAGCCUCUAUUCCCUUGGGACUGGAAAAACAUCUAUGUUGAAAGCUCUCCCUCUUCCCACUGACACAUCUCCAGAGGAGACACAGGCAGCAUUGGUACACAGGCACGGGUCUCGGUUUGGCCCGAGGCAACGUCCUGCUCUUGGAGAAUGUCUGGCUUCCCUGGCAGCUGCCAUCCCAGUGGCAUUCCUGGAGCCUAGCCUUAACCGCUAUAAUCCCCUCUCAGUCUUCAACACCAAGACUCCCAGGGAGCGGUCUAGCUCUGCAGUGGAAAUUCAUAUCUAA